Vidua chalybeata is the source of this 2327-nucleotide messenger RNA. It is a transcript of the gene EHD2, whose product is annotated as EH domain containing 2. Gene Ontology annotation, molecular function: GTP binding; protein binding; calcium ion binding. The record is from RefSeq and is a predicted model, not a curated record. Gene Ontology annotation, cellular component: plasma membrane; cytoplasm. Gene Ontology annotation, biological process: endosomal transport; endocytosis. Lineage: Eukaryota; Metazoa; Chordata; Aves; Passeriformes; Viduidae.
AUGCUGAGCUGGCUGCGCCGGCAGCGCCCGGCGGCCCCGGCGCCGUGCCCGGCCCCGUGCCCGGUGGCGGCGGCGCUGAAGGCGCUCUACCGGCGCAAGCUGCUGCCGGCCGAGGAGCUGUGCGGGCGCGCGGGGCUGCGCCGGCCGCCGCUGCUCGACGCCGACUUCGAGGCCAAGCCGCUGGUGCUGGUGCUGGGCCCCCGCGGCAGCGGGAAGAGCUCCCUGCUGCGGUACCUGCUGGAGGAGGCGCCGCCGGGGCCGCCGCCGGGGCCCGAGCCCGGCGCCGAGGCCUUCGUGGCCGUGGUGCACGGCCCGGCGCCGCGGCUGAUCCCCGGCAACGCCGCCGUCGUCGAUCCCCAGUGGCCCUUCCGGCAGCUGGCGGCGUUCGGGGGAGCCUUCCUCAACCGGUUCGUUUGCGCCACGCUGAACAAUCAGGUCCUGGAGAGCAUCACCCUGAUCGACACCCCCGGCAUCCUGGCGGGGGCCAAGCACCGCAUCUGCAGGGGCUACGACUUCCCGGCCGUGCUGCGCUGGUUCGCCGAGCGUGCGGCGCUGGUGCUCGUGCUCUUCGACGCUCACCGCCUGGACGUGUCGGAGGAGCUGGCGGCGGCGCUGGCGGCGCUGCGGGGCCACGAGGAGAAGCUGCGCGUGGUGCUCAACAAGGCCGACGCCGUGGGGCCGCAGCAGCUGCUGCGCGUCUACGGCGCGCUGCUCUGGAGCCUGGGCCGCGCCCUGGGCGCCCCCGAGGUGCCGCGGGUCUUCGUGGGCUCCUUCUGGGACCGGCCCCUGCUGCGCGACGAGCACCGGCGCCUGCUGGAGCUGGAGGAGCAGGAGCUGUUCCGCGACAUCCAGGAGCUGCCGCGCCGCGCCGCCACGCGCAAGCUCAACGACCUGGUGAAGCGCGCCAGGGCCGUGCAGGUGCAGGCGCUGGUGCUGCGGCGGCUGCGGCGGGAGCUGCCGGCGCUGCCGGGCGGCCGCAGGAAGCGCCUGGAGCAGCGGCUGCCGGCGCUGCUGGCCCGGAUCCAGAGCGAGCUCCAGAUCCCGCCCGCCGACCUGCCCGACCGCGCCCAGCUGCAGGAGCAGCUGCUGGCCCAGGACCUGUCGCGGCUGCCGAGGCCGAAGCGGCGGCUGCUGGCGGCGCUGGAGGAGCUGCUGGGCCGGGACCUGCCGGCGCUGAGCCCGCUGCUGGCCGAGGCGGCGCCCGCCGAGCCCGGCGGCGUGCGCGGCGGAGCCUUCGACGGCGCUGGGCCCUUCGGGGCCGCCCAGGAGGACGAGGACGACGAGGAGGACGAGGACGACGACGACGAGUGGGUGGUGAUGAAGGACAAGGCCAAGUACGACGAGAUCUUCUACGGGCUGGCGCCCAGCGGGGGCAAGCUGAGCGGGCGGCGCGCGCGGGGCUGGAUGGUGGCCAGCAACUUGCGCUCGGUGCUGGGCCGCAUCUGGCAGCUCAGCGACGUGGACAGGGACGGCAUGCUGGACCACGAGGAGUUCGCGCUGGCCGGCCACCUGAUCGGGGCCAAGCUGGAGGGCCGGGGGCUGCCGGCCGACCUGCCGCCCCGCCUGGUGCCGCCCUCCAAGAGGAGGCACAAGGGCUCGGCCGAGUGACCCCAAAAAUCCCAUUGAAAACCCCCAAAAUCCACCCAGAAAUACCCAAAAAAAUCAACCAAAAAUACCCAAAAAAAUCCACCCAGAAAUACCCAAAAAUGCACCCAGAAAUACCCAAAAAUCAGGGAUUCGCGGAUGCCGCCCCGCCUGGUGCCGCCCUCCAAGAGGAGGCACAAGGGCUCGGCCGAGUGACCCCAAAAAUCCCAUUGAAAACCCCCAAAAUCCACCCAGAAAUACCCAAAAAAAUCACCCAGAAAUACCCAAAAAUCAGGGAUUCGCAGAUGCCGCCCCGCCUGGUGCCGCCCUCCAAGAGGAGGCACAAGGGCUCGGCCGAGUGACCCCGAGAAUCCAAAAAUCCACCCCAAAAAACCCCCCAAAUCCACCAGAAAUAGCAAAAAAAUCCACCCAGAAAUACCCAAAAAUCACCCAAAAAUACCCAAAAAUCCACCCAGAAAUACCCAAAAACCAACCAGAAAUACCCAAAAAUCCACCCAGAAAUACCCAAAAAUCAGGGAUUUGUGGAUGCCGCCCCGCCUGGUGCCGCCCUCCAAGAGGAGGCACAAGGGCUUGGCCGAGAGUGACCCCGAAAAUCCUGAAAAUCCCAUUGAAACCCCCCAAAAAUCCACCCAGAUAUACCUCAAAAUUCCACCAGAGCUACCCAAAACCCACCCAGAAACACCCAAAAUCAGGGACCCCAAUAAAGGCAGAGCAGGGCUGGA